Merops nubicus (carmine bee-eater) is the source of this 1120-nucleotide messenger RNA. RefSeq names its product protein-L-isoaspartate (D-aspartate) O-methyltransferase domain containing 2 (gene PCMTD2). Gene Ontology annotation, cellular component: cytoplasm. Lineage: Eukaryota; Metazoa; Chordata; Aves; Coraciiformes; Meropidae. The record is from RefSeq and is a predicted model, not a curated record. Gene Ontology annotation, biological process: protein modification process. The transcript is spliced from 5 exons. Gene Ontology annotation, molecular function: protein-L-isoaspartate (D-aspartate) O-methyltransferase activity. Bases 32 to 1120 code for a protein of 362 amino acids.
AGUUUUAGCGCUUGUAGAUAAACCAGUGAAGAUGGGAGGUGCUGUGAGUGCGGGGGAAGACAACGAUGAGUUAAUCGAUAACCUGAAGGAGGCUCAAUACAUCCGUUCAGAACUGGUAGAGCAAGCCUUCCGAGCCAUCGAUCGAGCAGAUUACUACCUGGAGGAGUUCAAAGACAAUGCCUACAAGGACCUGGCUUGGAAGCAUGGAAACAUUCAUCUCUCGGCGCCGUGCAUUUACUCUGAGGUGAUGGAGGCUUUGGAUCUGCAACCAGGGCUCUCAUUUUUGAAUCUUGGCAGCGGCACUGGUUAUCUGAGUUCUAUGGUUGGACUCAUCUUGGGUCCCUUUGGUGUUAACCAUGGUGUGGAGCUUCACUCCGACGUGAUUGAAUAUGCAAAGCAGAAAUUGGACUUCUUCAUCAAAACAAGUGACAGCUUUGACAAAUUUGAAUUUUGUGAGCCAUCUUUUGUUACUGGGAACUGUUUGGAGAUUUCUCCAGACUGCACUCAGUAUGACCGUGUUUACUGUGGGGCUGGAGUGCAGAAGGAACAUGAAGACUACAUGAAGAACCUGCUGAAAGUGGGAGGAAUUCUUGUCAUGCCUCUAGAAGAGAAGUUGACUAAGAUAACUCGGACUGGCCCUUCUGCCUGGGAGACCAAGAAGAUUCUGGCUGUUUCCUUUGCUCCUUUGGUUCAGCCUAACCACGCAGACUCAGGGAAGUCAAGGCUCGUUCACCUCCCCCCGGUGGCCGUUCGCAGCCUGCAGGACCUGGCUCGCAUAGCCAUCCGGGGGACCAUUAAAAAGAUCAUCCACCAGGAGGCCCUGAGCAGAGCUGGGGGUGGGCUGAAGGACCCGCCCCGCUUCAAGCGCAGGCGCCUGCGCCGCCGCCGCAUGGAGACCAUCGUUUUCUUGGACAAAGAGGUCUUUGCCAGUCGCCUCUCCAGCCCCUCAGAUGACAACAACAACAGCGAGGAGAUGGAGGAGGAGAGAAGAGAAGAGGAAGAAACGAAACCCUCUGAACUCAAGCCAGACCCUCCCAUAAACUUUUUGAGAGAGAAGGUCUUGAGCCUGCCUUUGCCCGACCCCUUGAAAUAUUACCUGCUCUAUUAUAGGGAGAAGUAA